This is a messenger RNA of Klebsormidium nitens, 3202 nucleotides long. NCBI's taxonomy places the organism in Eukaryota, Viridiplantae, Streptophyta, Klebsormidiophyceae, Klebsormidiales, Klebsormidiaceae. The record is from the annotation of a GenBank genome assembly.
UGGUGGCUGACCAGUGACAGUGAAAGCGCGCCGAAUUCAUGGUGGAUGGUGGCAGAGCCCAACAUCUGGGUGCGGUGCAGCAUUCGUUUGCUUUGGCAGCCCUUCCUUUAGCAUGAAGUAAGGUACCUGGUAGAAGAGAGGUGCGCGCCACCCGAAUGGAGCGCUCAUCAAGCCAGUGCUUGAUCUUAGACGGCUCUAUCGGAAAUGGGUGUACGUUGAGUUUGGGUGACGCCUGUCCUGGCGGAAAAUGGCAAAGCAGGUGCUUCCAGAGAUCUCUUCCGUACUCCAAGCCGCAUAUGAAACGGAUGUGUACUGCGCGGCUCUUGGUGCAAGCCGUGCUGAUCAGGCAAGAGAAGACCUUUGAAAGCCCAAGUAUUGCACCUGACUGCCUCUCAGGCUCCCAUGAUCAGCCAGACUCCAGCGUUGCCAUGACUGCCUGGCCGCUACACCUUCUUGAGCACUUGAAGCCUUCAGCUAGUGGUGCUCGGAGAAUAGGCAGCCAGUACCCAAACCCUCAUGCCGUCAGCUCUGAAGCCCGGUUUGCCGGGCCCACAGAAGCAUCAAGCGCCGACGCGCCUGACUUGCUGACCAUUCUGCAGACCCGCUUGCAGGCUGCGGCUCUGGAACGGUCCGUUGUAAUCGCAGACAGGCGGCCGGUAGAUCUGGAAGCACCUGGGAAUCAGUCCUUGUCACCGGGCCAUAUUGGCGCCACUGUAGAGUCAGCCUUGAGUUCUGCAAAAGGGGCUGAUCGCGACGUGGCAUCUCCUUCCAAUGGAAUGCUGACACCACAGGAUGAUGCUAGUGACUCUGGGUUAGUUGAUGGGUUGAGACCUUCUUCGGAAGAUUUUGCAGGGGAGGGGAAGGUGGCGGUCAGGAUAGACCAAAAGAAGGGGGCCUCUAAGGAGAUUUCUCAUACGAUAAGAAAGAGGCAGGCGCGCUGGAUCAAUCCUGACAAGUUGUCCAGCCAGCAGAUUGAGGAGGGAAAGCUGGCGCCGGCAAAGGGAAAGAAUGUCCAGCGGUCGAGGAGAAGUCCUGGCUCUGAAGCGGCAGACGAUGGGCUGGUGGUAAGAAGCUUAGGCAAGCAGUCCAAAAGUUUCUCACUUGCUCGCGGAAGUCCUGUCGAUGGUAAUCUUCAAUCAGAUGAUCACUUGGGAAGCGGUGUGCCUAGUGGAAGAGAGCAUGACGGAACGGCCAGCAGAGAUACAAAGCUCCCGACGGGAAACGAAGAACGCAGAAUGGGACAAGUAGAGUUCAGUUCUGAUCUGGCAGCGACACCGGUAGGACCGUCAGACUGCACAGCCAAAAGGCAGCUUGAUCGGCGGAGGCAGAGCCACUGGAGUGCGAGCACCUCAAGCCCAACUUCCGACCCUGCCAAGCCGCUCCCGGCGUCCCUCGUCAGCACGUUCACCCUUCUUAACAAUGAGGGGAGCGAGUCAUUACCUGGGCUCAUUGCUUCGCUCGGGCAACGAGACGAUCUAGAUGAACGGUCCUGGGGCUUGUUGGUGGGACAGCUGGCAGCGGCCGGGAACCUGGAGGCUGCGCUGGAGUGUCAUGAGAGCCUCGUGCAGCGGGGGGGGUGCAUUUCCACCGCGGAUGCACUGGACUUUAUCAAGGCAAUAGAGUACCGUCGCAACACAAAGUCUCUGCUGACGGCGCUCAAGCAGUUCCGAGCUGCCCGGCGCUUGACGACGCCGAUCUUCAACGCGUUCCUUGUGGCCUUCAACAAGUGUGGAGAGCCACGACGCGCGGUGGUGAUGUUCCACAAGCUGGGUGCGGCUGUUAAGGUGGACCACUCUAGUUACCACGAGGUGCUCAAGGCCUGCCAGGAGCUGCGCCUCUGGGAGACGGCCAUGCACCUGCUCCGGGAAAUGGAGGCCACCGAAACCUGGCCGGACGUUGCUGACUACACCAUGGGCAUCACGGCGUGCGCCAGGGCUCGCCAGUGGACCAAAGCGUUGGACCUGCUAGAGGUCAUGGACCGAGUCGGCUGCCCGUGCAACACCGCUGCGAUCAACUCCGCGAUCAACGCGUGCGCGCGGGUUGGCGAAUGGCAGCACGCGCUGCGCCUCCUCCUCCGGAUGCGCGACCUGGGGCUGGCCCCGAACGUGGUGACGUGGAGCUCUCUGCUGACGGCAUGUGGCCAGGGACCGGCCAGCUCAGGGGUCGUCAAGGAGGUCGUGAACUCGAUGCUGAGCUCAGGGUGCAACCCGAAUGACGUCACGUGGACGGCAGCGAUCGAUGCCCUUGGGAGGACCGGGGAUUGGCGCGCGGCAGAGGCUUGUUUUGCAAAGCAGCUCGACCGGCGAAGGGUGCCCCGGGCUCCCUCAUGGUGCGCGUUGAUCAAGGCAUACGGCGGCGCCGGCGAGUGGACGCGCGCACUCGCGGCGUUCGAGUCCAUGCGGAAAGCCGGCAUCGCCCCGGACACCCCGCACUGGACAGCUGUCAUCCGGGCGGUCGGGUCGGGGAAGGCCUGGGCUCGGACGCAGUUUGGGACGGUGAAAAACAUGCACGGGCUGGUGCGUGCGCUGUAUGCGCAGAUGAAGGAGGCGGGCUGUCCGCCGAACGAGGUGACCUACACCUCGCUGAUUCAGAUCUACGGCCGCUGCCUGCAUUGGCGCGCGGCGCAGGCCGUCUUUCACGAAGCGCUCCACGCCGCGGACAGGGGCGAGUGCGCUGUCAGCGUAGUUAUGUUCAACGCCCUGGCGGUGGCAUAUGCCGAGAGCGGGUGCUUCCGGCGACUGUGGGACCUGGUCAUGACGGACAUGGUGCACGAGUACGGGGUCAAGCCGGACAGGUUUACGUACACAAUCCUGAUAAAGGCGUGCGUCAAGAACAACAAGGGCCGCAUCUUGUCGGGGCAAGUGUAUCGCAAGAUGCAGGAAAGUGGCGUAAAGCCAGACUCGCGAACGUAUGACUGGCUGGCACAGGGAUACGAACAGACAGGACUGCCCGACAGAGCGUGGAAGGUACUGGAAAGCAUGGGUCCGUAAGGCGUCUUGGAAAAAACAUUGUUCGUUUUGGGCGUCUUUGCUGAAAGGUUUCCGUUCCGAUACCUGAAGACCUCGUGCAGAGAUAUUGGCUGUCUUUCAGAACCUUCUUAAGUGGAAAGAGGAAUCAAUCAAGGGAUGCAGGAUUAAUUUUGGAUCUUAAACGACGUUCUGUGUAUGGCUGCUACAUGGGAGCCGCCGCUGCUGCAAUCUGG